AUGUUUAGGAAAGCUGCUGUAACCACGGUCUCUAAUGGGAGUUACUUGCAGGGGCAGACUAAUGGCAGGUUGCCCUCUACGGACAGCGGACAGCCAGCCCGGGAGAAAAAAGUUGUGCUGAAGAAGAAAGUGACACUUUUGAGGGGGAUAUCCAUCAUAAUUGGCACUAUCAUUGGAGCUGGCAUCUUCAUCUCUCCCAAAGGUAUUCUGAAGAACACAGGCAGCGUAGGCAUGUCCUUGAUUGUCUGGACAGUGUGUGGUAUCCUCUCGCUCUUUGGUGCCCUCUGCUAUGCUGAACUAGGAACAUGUAUUAAGAAAUCUGGUGGUCACUACACCUAUAUCCUGGAGGCCUUUGGCCCGUUACCUGCUUUUGUGAGAGUCUGGGUUGAAUUACUCAUCAUUCGCCCUGCUGCCACAGCAGUCAUAUCGUUGGCAUUUGGACGUUACAUUUUGGAACCUUUCUUUAUGCAGUGUGAAAUCCCAGAACUUGCGAUUAAACUUAUUACAGCUGUUGGCAUCACGCUGGUUAUGGUCCUGAAUAGCACGAGUGUCAGCUGGAGUGCCCGCAUUCAGAUUUUCCUUACCUUUUGCAAGCUUGUAGCAAUUCUGAUAAUUAUAGUCCCUGGAGUUAUCCAGCUAAUUAAAGGAGAAACACAGCACUUUAAAAAUGCCUUCGCGGGGAAUGAUGCCAGUGUUAUGGGAUUACCACUUGCUUUUUAUUCAGGAAUGUAUGCCUAUUCAGGCUGGUUUUACCUCAAUUUUGUUACUGAAGAAGUGGAAAACCCUGAAAAAAAUAUACCCCUCGCAAUAUGCAUUUCAAUGAUUAUCGUCACAAUUGGCUAUGUGUUAACAAACGUGGCUUAUUUCACUACAAUCAGUGCUGGAGAAUUGCUCCUUUCAAAAGCUGUAGCAGUGACCUUUGCUGAACGACUAAUGGGAAACUUUUCUUUAGCUGUACCAGUAUUUGUUGCUCUUUCCUGUUUUGGAUCUAUGAAUGGUGGCAUUUUUGCAGUUUCCAGGAUGUUCUUCGUUGCAUCCCGCGAGGGUCACCUUCCGGAAAUUCUCUCCAUGAUUCAUGUCCACAAGCACACUCCUCUGCCAGCUGUCAUUGUUUUGCAUCCUCUCACAAUGAUAAUGUUAUUCAAUGGGGAUCUCUACAGCCUCCUGAAUUUCCUCAGUUUUGCCAGGUGGCUUUUUAUUGGACUAGUAGUUGCUGGGUUGAUUUAUCUCAGAUAUAAACGUCCUGAUAUGCCUCGUCCUUUCAAGGUGCCUCUAUUUAUUCCAGCAUUGUUUUCCUUCACCUGCCUCUUCAUGGUUGCACUGUCACUUUACUCUGAUCCAGUGAAUACAGGGAUUGGAUUUGCAAUAACACUGACUGGAGUUCCUGCAUACUACCUCUUUAUUGUAUGGGACAAUAAGCCAAAAUGGUUCAGAAAGCUCCUAGGUAAGGUAACUGAAGCAUUGCAAAUCCUCUUGGAAGUCAUCCCACCAGAGGAAGAUCAGAAAUCAUGA
Messenger RNA from Mesitornis unicolor (brown roatelo), 1512 nucleotides. It is a transcript of the gene SLC7A11, whose product is annotated as solute carrier family 7 (anionic amino acid transporter light chain, xc- system), member 11. Gene Ontology annotation, biological process: amino acid transmembrane transport. Gene Ontology annotation, cellular component: membrane. Gene Ontology annotation, molecular function: L-amino acid transmembrane transporter activity. The transcript is spliced from 12 exons. The coding region runs from base 1 to 1512 and encodes 503 amino acids. The record is from RefSeq and is a predicted model, not a curated record. Lineage: Eukaryota; Metazoa; Chordata; Aves; Mesitornithiformes; Mesitornithidae.